Chelonoidis abingdonii (Abingdon island giant tortoise) is the source of this 959-nucleotide messenger RNA. The record is from RefSeq and is a predicted model, not a curated record. NCBI's taxonomy places the organism in Eukaryota, Metazoa, Chordata, Testudines, Testudinidae.
CUUAUUCUCAGUCGUUGAAACCUGAUAGGAAACCAGCUUGCAGCUUGAAGUCAGCAAGGUGCAGCAAUCACCAAAUCUGCAUAAACUAUCCUUGACAGGAAUUUGUUAGACACCUCCGUGACGGGGAUCUCACUGCCUCCCUUGGAGGGAUCUCACUGCCUCCCUUGGAAGCCUGUUCCAGAGCUUAGAGUGUCCUUGGAGUUAAGAUCUUCAGAGAGAGCUGGUGGGGGGGAGCUGUCCCGUUUUUUAGGAAGGGAGACGGAAGCUGUGAGGAUGGAGGGGACUUCGCAUGUCAGCAAUUCUUGCUACCUGGAACCUCUGAGCACAGAGAACCUGCUGCAAAUGCGGAGCAAGCUGGAGUCCAAGGGGAAGAUGACCAGGAUGCUGAGAACCUACUUCAACGAUGUGCUGAAAAUGGUCAAAGAGUGCGAGUUGGUCCAGAACGAUACCAAGAAGGUGAUCGAGUGCAAUCGGGAAGACUUGGAAUAUCUCUACAACGAUGGAGAUGACAGGAUCUUUGUCUUCUGCCACAAUGGAGAGCCCUCGUAUAUUGGAAAAGAAAGGGACAGUCAUAUGUACCUGUGUCCGUCACCCCCCGAGACAGAACUGCUGAGUAUCAGACACCUACUGAGAGUGAUGUACAGACUGGAAUCCCAAGAGUGCAUGACCAACAAGCUGAGAACCUGCUUUGAACAUGCCCUGGAGAAUUUUCGCCAAGAACCCAGCUUCAUACAAAGGAACGCAAGGCUGGUGAUCUGUUACGAGGAAAAGGAGUUUCAUUUUGUAUCAGGGAAUGGGGAGAAUGUAUUCAUGGUGUACCUGGAGGAUGGCAAACCGCGUUAUGAGAGCCGAGUGCUGGGAUGGGGGGCAUACCUUUUUAAAAUGCUUGCCAGUUUGUUUUAAAGUGGCAGGGUAAGCCAGAUUUUAACUAGAAGACAGCUGCAAAAAACCCAAAAAAC